Molecule: messenger RNA, 1126 nt
Organism: Trichogramma pretiosum
Lineage: Eukaryota; Metazoa; Arthropoda; Insecta; Hymenoptera; Trichogrammatidae
Product: N(4)-(Beta-N-acetylglucosaminyl)-L-asparaginase-like
Exons: 4
Coding region: 37-1098 (353 amino acids)
Biological process (GO): protein deglycosylation
Molecular function (GO): N4-(beta-N-acetylglucosaminyl)-L-asparaginase activity
Source: RefSeq, a predicted model, not a curated record
UUGUGGAAAUCAACGAACAUAAUAAUAUUCAAGAAAAUGAAUAUUUACUCCGCUACGCUCGUAAUUUUGUCCUCGCUCGUUUUGACUCUUGCAUCGGUAUCGUGCGAAGGAGUCAAUCCUGUCGUUAUAGUUACGUGGGACUAUCCGGAAGCGACGCAGAAAGCAUGGGACGUGCUGUCCAAGGAGAAGCGAAGUGCCCUCGACGCGGUCGAGGAGGGCUGCGCCCUGUGCGAGCGGAUGCAGUGCCGCGGCACCGUCGGCUACGGGGGCCAGCCCGAUGAGAACGGCGAGACGACUCUGGACGCUCUCAUCAUGGACGGGGAAUCGAUGGACGUCGGCGCUGUCGGUGGUCUGCGCAACGUCAAAGACGCGAUAUCGGUAGCGCGAAAAGUCAUGGAGAACACCAGGCACUCGUUGCUCGGUGGCGAGCUGGCGGCCGAUUUCGCGUGCCAGAUGGGCUUCACCAAGGAGUCGCUCCAGACCGAGAAGUCGAAGAAGAUGUUCGACGACUGGGUGCAGAAUCGCUGCCAGCCGAACUUCUGGGAGGCCAACGUCGAGCCGAAUCCAGCCGAGAGCUGCGGACCGUAUCGUCAGGCGCAGCGGCAGCAGGUCGAGACCAACAUCGAUCGCGCGGAGAGGCAGCUGCCCCAGGGCGGCGAGGACCAGCACGACACGAUCGGUGUGGUGGCCCUGGACACGCGGGGCCGACUUGUGUCGGGCGUCUCGACCAACGGCCAGAAUCACAAGAUAGCCGGACGCAUCGGCGACUCGGCCGUGACCGGAGCCGGUGCUUACGCCGACGGAGAAGUCGGUGCCGCGGCCGCCACCGGCGACGGCGACAUAAUCAUGCGCUUCUUGCCCAGCUAUUUGGCAGUGGAACUGAUGCGUUUGGGCUCUUCGCCGCAAGCCGCCACGGAGACGGCGGUGAGGCGCAUGGGUCGCAAGUAUCCGCGCUUCCGAGGUGCGGUCAUUGCUCUGAACAAGCACGGAGAGUACGGUGCGUCUUGCCAUGGCUAUGAAAAUUUUCCUCACUACGUCUCCAACGUCGACUCGAACGGAGCCAAAGCCAUGUCCACUCCUUGCGUCAAGCUUUCAUGAAAAGUUAUAAAUCUCAAUCCGAUGCGAA